Molecule: messenger RNA, 1629 nt
Organism: Diutina rugosa
Lineage: Eukaryota; Fungi; Ascomycota; Pichiomycetes; Serinales; Debaryomycetaceae
Gene: CCT7
Product: chaperonin-containing T-complex subunit
Exons: 1
Coding region: 1-1629 (542 amino acids)
Biological process (GO): protein folding
Cellular component (GO): chaperonin-containing T-complex
Molecular function (GO): ATP-dependent protein folding chaperone; ATP binding; ATP hydrolysis activity
Source: RefSeq, a predicted model, not a curated record
AUGUCAUUCCAGCAGACACCGACGAUUGUGGUGCUCAAGGAAGGCACCGAUUCCUCUCAAGGACGGGGCCAGAUCAUCAACAACAUUAAUGCUUGUCUUGCUAUUCAAGAUACCCUCAAGCCGACGCUUGGACCCUUUGGCAGAGACAUUUUGAUCGUUCUGUCCAAUGGUAAAACCACCAUCUCCAACGAUGGCGCCACCAUCCUUAAAUUGUUGGACAUUGUUCACCCUGCGGCUAAGAUGUUGGUUGACAUUUCGCGAGCCCAGGAUGCCGAAGUUGGUGACGGUACUACCUCGGUUACCAUCUUGGCGGGUGAAUUCUUGAAGGAAGCCAAGUCGUUCAUUGAUGACGGCAUCAAUUCCCAUCUCAUAACUAAGGGGUUGAACAAGGCGUGUGACCUUGCCGUUGCCAAGAUCAAGGAGCUUGCCGUUGACAUCAAGAAGGAUGAUCCGAAGGAAUUCAGAGAAUUACUCGAGCGCUGUGCGCAAACGGCGAUGCUGUCAAAGCUUAUCUCGCAAAACUCGGACUUCUUCACCACCAUGGUAGUGGAUGCGGUGUUGUCGCUUGAUCAAGACGAUUUGGACGAAAAGAUGAUCGGUAUCAAGAAGGUGCCUGGGGGUAGUAUGGAAGACCUGAUGUUUGUCGACGGGGUGGCGUUCCAGAAGACCUUCUCCUACGCUGGGUUUGAACAACAACCUAAGCUGUUUACCAAUCCUAAGAUUGUGUGUCUCAAUGUGGAAUUAGAGCUCAAGGCUGAACGCGAUAACGCCGAAGUGAGAGUGGAACAAGUUAAGGACUACCAAGCGAUUGUCGAUGCCGAAUGGCAAAUUAUCUUCAACAAGCUCGAAGCAUUAUACAAGCUGGGGGCCAACAUUGUGCUUUCCAAGCUCCCCAUUGGCGACUUGGCCACUCAAUACUUUGCUGACCGCGACAUCUUCUGUGCUGGGCGUGUGCUGAGCGAGGACAUGGACCGGGUGAUCAAGGCUGUGGGUGGUCUGAUCCAAUCUACGUGUUCGCUGAUUCAGGCCAAGGACUUGGGCACCUGCGAGCGGUUCCAAGAAGUGCAAAUCGGGUCCGAGCGUUACAAUUUGUUCGAAGGGUGUCCCGAAGCCAAGACUUGUACCUUGAUUUUACGGGGUGGUGCCGAGCAAGUGAUUGCUGAGGUGGAAAGACUGUUACACGAUGCGAUUAUGAUUGUGAAGCGGGCACUUAAACACCACCUGGUGGUGGCUGGGGGUGGCGCCAUUGAGAUGGAGCUUUCGAAAUACUUGCGUGAGGUGGCGAAGACGAUUGCGGGCAAAGAGCAGCUUAUCAUUUCCGCGGUGGCGCGGGCGUUGGAGAUUAUCCCGCGCCAGUUGUGCGAUAACGCCGGUUUCGACGGGAUCGAGCUUUUGAACAAGUUACGCUCAUCUCACGCCAAGGGCGAGACGUGGGCCGGGAUCGACUUCAAGACGGAGUCGGUGAGCAACAACAUGGACAACUUCAUUUGGGAGCCGGCGUUGGUCAAGAUCAACGCGAUUCUGUCGGCGAUUGAAGCGGCGGUGUUGCUUUUGCUGGUGGAUGAAACCAUUCGCAAUGACGACCAAGAAGGAAAGCCUGCCGGUGGUCGCGGGCGCGGUGCAUACUAA